This is a messenger RNA of Cydia amplana, 973 nucleotides long. RefSeq names its product trypsin epsilon-like. Lineage: Eukaryota; Metazoa; Arthropoda; Insecta; Lepidoptera; Tortricidae. Gene Ontology annotation, molecular function: serine-type endopeptidase activity. Bases 156 to 920 code for a protein of 254 amino acids. The transcript has 3 exons. The record is from RefSeq and is a predicted model, not a curated record. Gene Ontology annotation, biological process: proteolysis.
CGAACGGCCAACAAUGGAACCCUACACUGAGCAAGGUUCGCCAUGCUCUUGGCCGGUUUUUUAAUCUAAUCCAAUAAUCGUUAUAAGCAAUGAUCUGUUAAAAACAUUGAUUAAUCGCCAAGCAAACCUGGACAACUAUUUCACGUAAAGAAAUAAUGGCAGUAAGACUAUUAAUCAUGCUAUGUGGCUUGAAAUUAGUUAUUGGGGAACAUGAAGGUUUCAUAGUCGGAGGUGAUUAUGUGGAUUCUGUUAAAGAUUUCCCUCAUGUCGCUGCUUUGUAUAUAUAUCAUAGUGAGGGAGAGGGAGACAAUUUUUGUGGAUCGUCCAUAUUGAACCAAAAGAUUUUGUUAACUGCUGCUCACUGUCUGCUUGAUGACGUCGUGAAAGUAACAGCAUUUGUGGGAAGCUUAGACAAGAAGAUGGGAAAACUACACCGCAUUGACCGCUACCAGAUACACAAACGAUGGGAUAUAAACACUGCCAGUAAUGACAUAGCCUUAGUUAGGCUGAAGAAACCGCUGUCACUCGGGACGGAAGUGAAGAGAGUGAUAUUAAUGAAGAAACCGCCAAAAGUAAAAAUAGCUGAAGUGGCUGGUUGGGGCGUAACUGACGAAGAUUACGAAAGUGAAACAGAACUACUUAAACAUACAAAACAGAAAGUGUGGACUCUUAAUGAGUGCAGAAAAGUCUUGCCCAGAGCACCCAAAGGAACUAUUUGCGGCGGCGAGAAAAACUCGAAGAAAGAUUACGCUUCUAAUGGAGAUUCCGGUAGUGGCCUCGUUGUUAACAAAAAAAUUAUUAUCGGAAUAGUCUCCUACAAACUCACUGAAGUUUCGCGCAGCCUGGUGGUCUACACGGACGCCGCUUACUUCUACGAUUGGAUUUUGGUCGAAUCGAGACGAUUAGCAUGCUCUCAAUAAAGAAACAAAGAUGUAGGUGUAGGUAUUUAUUUAAAGUUUUAAUAAAUAAAAUU